Capsicum annuum is the source of this 3987-nucleotide messenger RNA. Its product is annotated as putative late blight resistance protein homolog R1A-3. NCBI's taxonomy places the organism in Eukaryota, Viridiplantae, Streptophyta, Magnoliopsida, Solanales, Solanaceae. Gene Ontology annotation, biological process: defense response to other organism. Bases 160 to 3987 code for a protein of 1275 amino acids. The transcript is spliced from 3 exons. The record is from RefSeq and is a predicted model, not a curated record. Gene Ontology annotation, molecular function: ADP binding.
UCUGAUUUCUCAUAACCAAAAUGGCAUAGAAACAUUAAUAUAGCUUCUGAAAUUAAUUAGAUAUUGGAAGAGAUGAAUAGAAAUGUUGCUAUUGAUUAAUGAAACUGAUACCGCGAGUUUAGGUGAACUUGCAGGAAUUUCUACUUCAUCGGUAAGAGAAUGGCUCAAAAUUACAUUGACGACAUGUUAAAUCACCUGAGAAGGAUCGAGAGUGGAGGUGAUUCUAACAACUUCAAGAUUGAUCAAAUUGAGGCUCUUAAAAUGGAGCUAAGAUUUUUGAGAACUUUUAGCAAGUACAAUCAUGUUCUUUUGCCUAAUUCCUUGGUCAUAAUUUCAAAGAAAGGCAAAUCAAUUGUGGAAAUGCUUCACAUAGUUUUCGGUGAAAUUCCAGAUGAAUGUGAAGCUAGCCUUAUUCUGGAAAGGCUAGAAUCACAGUUGCUGGAAUUCACUGAAGGUAGUGCCAGUUUAAGGUACAACUAUGAGUUGAAUGUUUCAUAUCUGUCAGAAUAUAUGGAUUGCCUUGACGAGAAUCUAAAUGAUGUACUAACGUACCUGGAAUGGGGUACUAGGUCUCAGCCUUCUUUGACGAAUGAAGAAAUCCUUCAGACAAAGAGAUUUACCAAGCAACUGAAAAUUGUUCAGAAGAAAAUGAGAUUUUUGAGAUACUUAUAUCUCACAAAGAUAAAUGGUUACGUCGACCAUGACAAGCUGCAAGGUCUGGAGACCCGAAUUCAAUUCAUGGCUGACAAUGUGGGACAAUUAUGUUUUGUUUUCUGGAUUUAUGGGGAUGAAGAUGAAACAGAUUCGGAAGAGGAUGACGAUGAUACAGAUGAGGAUGGCGAUGAUAUAGAGAGUAAGCUUCCUUAUAUACUAUUUCUGGUUGUGAUAGUGAAGCUGGAAAUGCAAAAGAUUUUUCUUAGUGAACUAACGGCUUCAAAGUUUAGUCAAUCAAGAAUUUUCAAGGAUAAGAAAUUAUCAAAAGGAUUUUCAUAUUAUCUCCGUAAAAUGCUACUGUAUCUUAGAAAUGAAAAGCUUAAGAACUUUACUGCUAAUGUCACUGCUCGCAACAUUGAUGUGGCAAUAGAGUUCUUGUUGGUUUUUCUCAGUGAUGUGCCAAAUGAUGUUAUUAAUGGCAAGAGGUUGAAUGAAGUCUUAGCAAAUAUUGGAGGUCUUGUGGGCGACAUACUUUGUGUAAUUCAAAUGCUUCUUGCGGGAUCUAUCAUCAAAGAAGACGCUAGCAAGAUUGAUAUUAGGACGAUACAAAUAUUGGAGAAGAUUGAAGAUCUAAAGUCACAAGUGGAAACGUACUACAAAUCCUUAAAAUUCACUGCAUCUCACGAGUUCCCCACUGUUGGUGGAUUGAGCUUUCUUGAUUCGCUCCUUGGGAAAUUGAAUGAGAUGUUGAAAUCCGAAACAAGUUUAAAUUUAAUGAUGAAGCCCCAUAUUUGUAUUUUAGAGAAAGAGAUCUCAUCUCUAAUAUAUGCUUUUAAGGAUGCUUCCAAGGUGCAACAUGAACGCGAAAUUCUUAAAGAUCUACAGAAGCGUACUAUCAAUUUGGCAUAUGAAGCUGAAGUUGCUAUUGACUUUAUUCUUGUCCGAUAUAAUGUUCUUUGGCAUUCUUUUUGGUCACUUCCUGCAAUCAUAAAAGAGAUUGAUCAUAUUAAUGUGGAGGUGAGAGAGAUGCGGUCAGCGAACCUUUCUUCGAGGCCAUGCUUUACAGUUAAACAUGUGGCAACUCAACAUAGCAAUCUAAUGACUGCUGAGGAGAUAGUGGGUUUUCGGAAUGACACAGAAAAAAUGAUUCAAUAUCUGACCAGAGGUACAAAUGAGCUAGAUGUCGUUCCAAUUGUAGGCAUGGGAGGACAAGGGAAAACGACUAUUGCUAGAAAGGUGUAUAAUCAUGACAUUGUUAUUUCUCAUUUUGAUGUUCGAGCAUGGUGUAUCAUUUCCCAAACAUAUAACCGGAGAGAGCUAUUACAAGAUAUUUUCAAUCAAGUUACUAAUUCCAACGAUAAGGGAGAUAAGGAUGACGUCCUUGCUGAUAUUUUGAAGAAAAAUUUAACCUGGAAGAGAUAUCUCAUCGUCCUGGAUGAUAUGUGGGAUGGUGCGGCAUGGGAUGACUUUUGCCUUUGUUUCCCUGAUGUUGGAAACAGAAGCAGAAUUGUAGUAACAACUCGACUUGAGAAAGUGGGUGAACAUGUCAAGCGCUAUACUGAUCUUUAUUUCCUUCCAUUCCUCACACCAGAUGAGAGUUGUAAAUUGUUGCAGAAAAAGGUGUUUCAAGAGGAAGAUUUCCCUCUUGAACUACAAGAUGUGAGUCUAGCAGUUGCAAAAAGAUGCAGAGGAUUGCCUCUAGUGGUUGUCUUGAUAGCUGGAAUAAUCAAAAAAAGGCCAAUGGAAGAAUCUUGGUGGCAUGAGGUUAAAAAUGCUUUAUUUUCAUAUCUUGGCGAGUCUGAAGAAUAUAGUCUUUCAACUAUGCAGUUAAGUUAUGAUAACUUACCUGAUCAUUUAAGACCGUGCCUUCUUUAUAUAGGAAUGUUUCCAGAGGAUGCAAGAAUUCCAGUGUCUAAAUUGAUAAGUCUAUGGAUCGCGGAAGGGUUCAUGCAGAACGUUGAAUCCGGGAGAUUAAUGGAAGAGGCAGCUGAAGGUUACUUGAUGGAUCUCAUCAGUAGUAACGUAGUAAUGGUUUCAAAGAGAGAAUAUAAUGGUAAGGUCAAAUACUGCCAUGUUCAUGAUGUAGUGCUUCACUUUUGCAUGGAGAGGAGUAGAGAAGAAAAGUUUAUGCUGGCAGUGAAGGGGCAUCGUAGCCAGCUUCAACCUUCUGGAUGCAAAGAAAAUAGAGUGAGAUUCAGUUUCAGUACAGAGCAUUCCAAUUUUACAUCUCAGGGAUCCAAAAUACGAACACCUUCCCACCAACAUGUGAGGUCACUGAUAACGACCAAUCAGUCAUGUGAAAUUUGUUUUGAUCUCUUCGAUCAGAUCAGUGAAUUUCGACUUCUUAAGGUCUUGGAUUUGAGUUCUCAUGGUGACGGUGUUUUGAGGUCAGCUACAUUGAAACCACUAAUUCACCUGAAGUACCUCGCUGUUUCUGUUUAUCAAUUUGUCUUUCACCCAGAAUUACAUUUGUCCCAUCUUGAAACUUUAAUUGUGAAGGGUAUUGAUUGUUCAGUGUUACCUGCGAGUUUCUGGAAAAUGGAAAAAUUAAGGCAUGUUGAGAUUCGUAAAGCUGAAUUUGAUUUGGAGAACAAUUUGCAGCAGAUCUUUGAAGAAUCCUCCAAAUUGGAAAAUUUGAGGAUAUUAAGGCGAGUUGUAAUCAAAAUUGGUGAUGCUGAUAGUGUGGAUAUGUUAUUAUGGAUGUGUCCUAAUCUUCGAGAACUUGACAUCCAUGCUGAUAGUGUGAAAGCUGAUUCUGCAGAGAUAUUUCCCACAUUGGAGCGUCUUACCCAACUUCAAGUACUUCGCCUUUCCAUUGAGUCAUCCAUAGUUGUAUCCAAGUUACACUUGCCUUCAAAUUUACGGAAGUUGGUACUAAGCAGUGAAUCUGUCAUUUCGGAAAGCAUGAUUUCUGUCAUUGCAGGACUACCAAGUCUGGAGUGUCUGAGUCUUAAAUUAGAGGAUUUGGUUUAUGAGUCGGAAGAGUGGUGCCUCAGAGACAUCACAUUCCACAAACUUAAGUUCUUGAAACUGGACGGCUUAAAUAUCUCAAGGUGGGAUGUCUCAGAGGAAUCUUUUCCUAUGCUUGAAACACUUGUUAUAAAAGAUUGUGACGACCUAGAGGAGAUCCCUCUUAGCUUUGCAGAUAUUCAGACACUGAAACAGAUUAAGUUGAUUGAUUGCCAUGAAUCUUUGGAGGCUUCAACUGUGAGAAUUAAGGAAGAAGUCGAAUCCAUUGAAGGAUGUGACCGUAUAAACCUCAUCUUAUUCAAAUUCAAAUUAAAUUUUCGAUAUGGAAAAAGGGAAGAAGCAAGUGAUACUGCGAGCGAAUGA